GUAUUUGAAAGUCACGCCUCUGAAAUUCAUUAAGUCUUAGGGCCCUCCAGCCAGCUGGUUGUGUGUGUCCUGUUGGUGAUGGUGUGUAUCUGAGUACAGUAGCCACAGGUUCAAAUGGUGCUGGCAGACAGCAUCUUUUCCCUUGAUAUGUCCUCACAUAAAAAUGACUGUUCAGGUAGCCUUUACUGUAAUGCACAGCUUGGGACUGUGAUCAUCAAUAUUCUAAAGCAGACAUACUUUCUGCUUCUUCUGAAGCAGCAGAUGACAUCCAGCAGGCAAAAAGAACAUGUUGCCCUUCAAAAGCUGAUGGGCUCCAGCUUCCAUUAAUCCCUCCCAGACAGCGUGACUAGUGACCAGGGAUGGUAAGAAUUUCAGUUCACAGCAUCUUGAGGCCACAGGUUCACCACCUGUGCUCCUACAGACUGCUGAAUUGUCAAGUUUUACAAUGCAAAACGGAUUGUUUUUCUCUCUCCCUCAUAUCCCGUGGUCUCCAGGAGGUCCUGUUAUGUCACCGCAGUGGAAUGCUGCAGAAUGCCAACAACAAUCCAAAACCCUUUGAAAAAUAUUUACAACUAACAAACAUAAAAUCAGGGUAAAAGUUUUGUAUGGCCAUUUAGCUGGGGACAAGAUGAGAGGUCGAAGAGUACAGCUCUCUAUACAAGUGUGUUGCUUCCCGGUUGUUUCAUUUACUUCAAUCCAAGGCUAUUUGUCUACGUGACAUAUUCUUUUGGCAGUUUCCAAGUCUGGAAGGAUGUUAGGGGGAUUGCUGCUUGCAUCUGCCUGGGUUGCUGUUGCAUAUCCUGAGUUUUGCAAACCAGAUGCAGAGAAUGCUUUCAAAGUGCGGAUUAGUAUCAAAAGAGCUCUAGGAGAUAAUGCAUAUACUUGGGAUGCUAAUGAAGAAUACCUGUUUAAAGCAAUGGUGGCUUUUGCCAUGAGAACAUAUUUCAGCCAAGAAACCACCCAAAUUUCCAACGUAUUGCUCUGCAACGUAACAGAUCGGGUAUCAUUUUGGUUUGUUGUCACAGAUUCAUCCACAAACGCAACGAUUCCUAGGAGUGAUGUGGAAGCUGCCAUAAGGAAGAACAAAAACCGAAUCAACAGUGCCUUUUUACUGAAUGAUGAUGCGCUGCAGUUUCUGGAAAUCUUGUCCACUUUAGCACCACCAGUUGAAGGCUCUGUGCCGACGUGGCUGAUUGUGUUUGGUGUUGUCCUUUGCAUCAUUACAGUUGGAAUUGCUUACCUUAUAAUAUCCGGAAUCCAUCAACGCAAGAGACGUAAUAAGGCACCUGAAGAAAUAGAAGGUUUAGAAGAUAAAUGUGAAGCAACCGUAACAAUGGAAAAUGGAAUUCCCUGUGAUAACUUGGAUUUAAAAGCUGGUCGUAUUAAUGGAGUCUAUGCAGCAACAGAUGACGAGCGGUUCACACCCUUAUGAACUGUCUCAGUUUCUCUCGUGCCCUUCCUUGGGACUCUGCCCUCGUUUUAUCUAGCAAUUAAUGAUGAUUAUCGGAGAACAAGAAGAGAGAAAACUUGUGUACUUUGCCUUGUUUUCAUUUGGCGAUUCCUUUUAUAAGCGUGUUCAUACAUACACACCCAAAUUCAGUUCUCAUCGAAAGGUUCAUGGAAAGAGCAAAUCUGACUCCCAGUGCUUAAUGUUCUUUGGACCUAUCAGAGAUUUGAGGACAAAGGCCAUUUCACAGCAGGAACAGUAUUAGUAGGGAUAGAUGGAUCACUCCAUUCCUGCUCCUUAUAACUUUUGCAUAUUUAAUACAUAAGCUUGUUCCAUCCCGCAUUCAAUUAAAAGGAAAAGAAAAAUUGAAUGCGUGCACUUUAAAAAAUUUAAAUAUUUUUGAACAUAUUUCCACAAAAUUAUUCUUUCAAAAACACAUUUCAAAAUGUGUAUUUCUGGGAUCCAGGAACAACCAUUUGGAUUUCUCACAGGACCCCUGUGUAGCAUUAAAAAAUGCAAUUUUGUAUGCUUUGAGCCAAAAGCAACAUCACAAGAUCCAGAGAAGUGCGAAAGCUGAAGAAUAACUGUGUAAGGAGCUCUAUAUAUUAAUGAGGGAGGUUCAGAUCACCAAAAUCAAAUUCUUCAAGUAUCCUGACUUGUUACCAGUAUUUAAAUGUUUAGUUUGCCUUUGCCUUUUACUUUCUGAGUGAGGGGAAAGAGUGAAUUGCUUUGAUCCAAUAUACUAACCAACAUGUGCACUUCAUGAGGCCCAUGAGAACAGAGAAACAUUGAGAACAUUGAGGCCCAUGAAAACAGAGAAAUGGGGAAAUGGGUGAGAAAGGAACAUUUGCUGCCCUUAGGGGUUUACGGAUGAUCACUUUUCAGAGACAUGUUGUGCUCUUGUUGCUGUCAUUGUGCCUUUGAAGCAAGUUCAUGAUCUCUUCUGGAACGGCUUUUGAAGAUUUCUGCAGGGCUUUAAGAAGUAAAGAUGUGUUGGGGAGGGGGACUAGCUUCCUGCUCCAUCACUGCUGCCAAUAGAUGUGCAUAGUUUGGUGUAACUGUUAUGACCACCUCUGGGCUAACACUCAGAGGCUGAACAGAGGGAAGAAGAUUAAGAGGAACUCAUAGCUUGAACCGCAGGGAGCAAGAGGAAGCAACAAUAGUGCAUGUACUGAUGUUCAGAGGGAGGAAGCAUGCUCAAAAGCAGGCCUGUACAUGCGUCCUUCUCAACUUGCAUGCAUCUCUGCCCCUUCAUACAAACUGUGCUUACUGUCUUUUCCAGCUGUAAACCCCACUGAGCAAGGGGAUGUAUGUCUUUUCCAUACAUGCUGUGGUGUACUUUUUUAGACAAUAAAAUACACUAUUGCUGAAA
This is a messenger RNA of Podarcis raffonei (Aeolian wall lizard), 2819 nucleotides long. RefSeq names its product collectrin, amino acid transport regulator (gene CLTRN). NCBI's taxonomy places the organism in Eukaryota, Metazoa, Chordata, Lepidosauria, Squamata, Lacertidae. Bases 752 to 1432 code for a protein of 226 amino acids. The record is from RefSeq and is a predicted model, not a curated record. The transcript is spliced from 7 exons.